CUCUAUAAAUACAUCCUGGGGUCCUGUUUGAACAUUUUGGUUGUCAGACAAAAACCUGCGCCRCUUCUUUUCUUUUUAGAGACUUGGUGUUGAACGUUUCAUGAGCUGCAGGAUGGACAACAAGGCCUACUUGGUUCAGAUGAAUGGCGAUGGAGUUCACGGCAAAAACAUGGUCCAACCCAAAUCCCUGAUCGGGACCGGAGUGGCCGGGAAGGGGAUGCUCGGGAACGGCGUGCACCACGUCAACGUGAACGGCAGCUUGUAUCCCGCCAAGGCCAAGAGCCGCCGGCAGAGGUGGGAGGUGAAGGCCUCGGAGAUGGCCAACAACACGCUCAACCCCAUCAGGGCCAUCGUGGACGGGAUGAAACUCAGCCCCAACCCUGACAAACCCAUGAUCGCUCUGUCCAUAGGCGAUCCCACCGUGUUUGGAAACCUGCCUACAGACGAUGCCGUCCUUCAGGCCAUGAAAGACGCUGUGGACUCUCAAAAGUUCAACGGCUACGCUCCUUCUGUGGGUUACCUGAAGAGUCGACAGGCGGUGGCCAACUUUUACAGCUGCCCUGAAGCGCCCCUGGAAGCAGAGGACGUGAUUCUGACCAGCGGCUGCAGUCAGGCCAUUGAACUGGCUAUCGGCGUCUUGUGCAACCCCGGGGACAACGUUCUGGUUCCAUGCCCCGGCUUCUCCUUAUACAAAACUCUGGCUGUUUCCACGGGAAUCAAGGUCAAACUUUACAACUUAUUGCCAGAGAAGUCAUGGGAGAUCGACCUGCAGCACAUGGAGAGUCUCAUCGAUGAAAGGACUUCCUGUCUGAUUGUUACAAACCCGUCCAACCCGUGUGGGUCCGUCUUCAGCAAGGAACACCUGCAGAAGAUCCUUAAAGUGGCUUCCAAACACUGCGUCCCUAUCCUGGCAGAUGAGAUCUACAGCGACAUGGUUUUCCCAGGAUGCAACAGUCCGUCCUUGGCUUCCCUCAGCAGUGAUGUUCCCAUCCUUUCCUGUGGCGGUCUGGCUAAACGCUGGCUGGUUCCUGGAUGGAGGCUGGGUUGGAUCCUCAUCCAUGACAGGAAUGACAUAUUUGGAUCUGAGAUUCGACAGGGUUUGGUGAAGCUGACUCAGCGUAUUCUGGGAGCCUGCACCAUCGUUCAGGGAGCUCUGGAGAGCAUCCUGAAUAACACGCCUCCAAGCUUCUACAGCAGCACCAUCAGCUUCCUGAAGUCAAAUUCAGAGAUUUGUUUCAGUGAGCUGUCCACCGUCCCCGGCCUGAACCCUGUCAUGCCUUCAGGAGCCAUGUACCUCAUGGUUGGGAUCGAAAUGAACCACUUUCCGGAUUUUAAAAACGAUGUGGACUUCACUGAACGACUGGUGACGGAACAAUCCGUCUUCUGUCUGCCUGCUUCGGCGUUUGAGUAUCCCAACUUCUUCCGCAUCGUGGUGACGGUUCCAGAAGAGAUGAUGGUGGAGGCCUGCGCUCGGAUCAGGGAGUUCUGCCAGUGUCAUUAUCAGCCUCUGAGCUGCGAAGACCUGGACCAGUGAUUCAGCCGAGCAGAACUGGACCAGCAGAACCUACUCCGCUUUAAAAAUCUCACCACACUAAAAUAUGAAACGUAUAGAAAUCUGACGACGACGUAUCUGGCUGUGUAACUUUUCUAAACAAGAAGACCUAAUAUUUAUAUUUUUUAUAGGCAACUUAUCACUUUCAUCUUCUUUUUUUGUAUAUUUAUAUAAUUUGUGUAACACUUUGUGCUUCAGGAGGUUUAUCGUCUGAUCACACCUCAGAAAGUAUUUGAUAAUCUGAAUAUUCAUUCAUCAUCUUCAGUUUUUUAUUAAAUUGCAUUUUAAACAGCAUUUAUUUGAACUUUCUCUGUGUAUUGUUAUGUGUUAAUUACAUUAUUUUGCAUGCAGCUUACUUGUAUAUUUCUUGUUUGUCUUUCAAACAUACUAUUUUGUACAGUAAUUUUGUUUAUAGUAAUAAAACUAUAACACUAA
Molecule: messenger RNA, 1987 nt
Organism: Austrofundulus limnaeus
Lineage: Eukaryota; Metazoa; Chordata; Actinopteri; Cyprinodontiformes; Rivulidae
Gene: tat
Product: tyrosine aminotransferase
Exons: 12
Coding region: 101-1534 (477 amino acids)
Biological process (GO): L-tyrosine catabolic process; L-phenylalanine catabolic process; biosynthetic process
Molecular function (GO): L-tyrosine:2-oxoglutarate transaminase activity; pyridoxal phosphate binding
Source: RefSeq, a predicted model, not a curated record